This is a messenger RNA of Artibeus jamaicensis (Jamaican fruit-eating bat), 5122 nucleotides long. It is a transcript of the gene UGGT2, whose product is annotated as UDP-glucose glycoprotein glucosyltransferase 2. Lineage: Eukaryota; Metazoa; Chordata; Mammalia; Chiroptera; Phyllostomidae. The transcript is spliced from 39 exons. Gene Ontology annotation, molecular function: UDP-glucose:glycoprotein glucosyltransferase activity. Bases 81 to 4613 code for a protein of 1510 amino acids. The record is from RefSeq and is a predicted model, not a curated record. Gene Ontology annotation, cellular component: endoplasmic reticulum.
GUCGGGUGGAGCCGGCCGUAGCGUGGCGGCUGGGGGCUUUACGUUCCAGCUCGUGCGGUUUGCGCUGCCCUCUCAGCGUCAUGGCCAAGGCCGCCAACGUGGUGCGGCUGCUCCUGGGCAACACGGUGCUGUGGCUCUCGCUGCUGCGCUCCGGGACGGCCUCCGCGUCCAAGGCGGUGACGGCUCACUUGGCCGCCAAGUGGCCCGAGACUCCGCUGCUGCUCGAAGCCAGUGAAUUUUUGGCAGAAGAAAGUAAUGAAAAAUUUUGGCAGUUUUUGGACACUGUAAAAGAACUAGCAAUUUAUAAGCAAACAGAGUCCGAUUAUUCUUAUUACAACUUAAUCCUGAAGAAAGCUGGACAAUUUUUGGACAAUUUACAUAUCAAUCUCUUGAAGUUUGCUUUCUCUAUAAGAGCAUACUCACCAGCUAUUCAGAUGUUUCAGCAGAUUGCAGCUGAUGAGCCGCCACCAGAUGGGUGUGACGCAUUUGUCGUUAUCCAUGAGAAACACACCUGUAAAAUUAAUGAGAUUAAAAAGCUGCUGAAGAAGGCUACUUCAAGGCCUAGACCUUACCUUUUUGAAAGGGAUCAUAAGUUUCCUACAGACAAAGAGAACUUACCAGUGAUUAUUCUGUACGCAGAAAUGGGUACCAGGUCAUUUGGGAAAUUUCACACAGUAUUGUCUGAAAAAGCUCAAAAUGGGGAAAUUCUGUAUGUUCUUCGUCAUUAUAUUCAGAAACCAGCAUCACGGAAAAUGUACUUAUCUGGCUAUGGUGUGGAACUGGCAAUUAAGAGUACAGAAUACAAGACGCUGGACGAUGCCCAAGUUAAAACCGUGGCUAAUGCUAUUGUUGAAGAUGAAGUUGAAACAAACGAAGUUCAAGGAUUUCUCUUUGGGAAACUAAAAGAAAGGUAUUCAGCUCUCAGAGAGAAUCUGACGGCGUUCCAGACGUACCUGAUUGAGAGCAACAAGGAAAUGACGCCUCUGAAAGUCUGGGAGCUACAGGAUCUUAGUUUUCAAGCAGCUUCUCAAAUAACGGCCGCUCCAGUUUAUGAUGCCUUAAAAGUAAUGAAGGACAUUUCACAGAACUUCCCCAUAAAAGCCAGGACUCUGACCAAAGUUGCUGUAAAUCAACAUAUGAAGAAGGAAAUACAGAAAAAUCAGCAGGAGCUGAUCAACCGAUUCGAAAUCCACCCGGGGGAUGCUUGUCUGUACAUAAAUGGCCUUCAUGUGGACGUCGAUGCCCAUGACCCUUUUAGUAUGUUGGACAUGCUGAAGCUGGAAGGAAAGAGGAUGAACGGCCUUCGGAAACUCGGGGUCAGCAGAGAAGACAUGAGCGAAUUUUUAACAUUGAAUUCACGCGUUAGAGACAGUAACUAUGUAUUAGACAUUAGGCAUUCUUCAAUAAUAUGGAUUAACGACUUAGAAAGUGACGGUUUCUAUGCUGCCUGGCCUGCAAGUUGCCAGGAACUUCUGAAACAAGUAUUCCCUGGAAAAAUACCUUCCAUAAGGCGUAAUUUUCAUAACUUGGUUCUGUUUCUUGAUCCUGCUCAAGAACAAACCUUGGAUUUUAUAAAACUUGCUGAAGCGUUAUAUUAUCAUCAGAUUCCUCUCAGAAUUGGUUUUGUGUUCAUCGUUAAUACGGAUGAUAAGGUUGACGGAACGAGGGAUGCUGGAGUUGCGCUUUGGCGGGCUUUCAACUACGUUGCGGAGGAGUAUGACGUCUCACAAGCGUUCAAAUCCAUCGCACAUAUGUACCAAAAAGUGAAGAAUCAAAAUAUACUCACUGUGGACAAUGUGAAGAGUGUUCUCCAAAAUAAAUUUCCUCGUGCUAAUAUUUUGGAUAUUUUGGGAAUUUAUUCUAGAUAUGAUGAUAAAAGAAAGGCAGGAGCAAGCUUCUAUAAGAUGACCGGCCUGGGCCCUCUGCCUCAAGCUCUUUAUAAUGGUGAACCCUUCAACUAUGAGGAGCCGGAUAUUCAAGAACUAGAGACAGCUCUCCUUCAGAAAAUGAUGGAUACGACCAUAUAUUUACAGAAGGAAGUUUUCAUGGGCACAUUAAAUGACGGAACAAAUGCAGUUGAUUUCCUUAUGGAUAAAAAUAAUGUUGUACCUCGUAUAAAUCACUUGAUUUUGUACACCGAAUGGCAGCACCUUAAUUUAAUAUCUACAUCAGUAACUGCAGAUGUUGAAGAUUUCUCCACUUUCUCUUUCUUGGAUUCACAAGAUAAGACUGCUGUAAUUGCAGAGAACAUGUAUUAUUUAACCCAAAAAGAUGAAAAUGUAAUUUCCUCAGUUACUCUCUGGAUUGUGGCUGAUUUUGACAAGCCAUCUGGGAGGAAACUGCUUCUGAAUGCGUUACAGCACAUGAAAACAAGUUUUCAUAGUCGGUUGGGCAUUAUUUAUAACCCUACAUCAAAAAUAAAUGAAGAAAGCACAGCUAUUUCUAGAGGAAUUUUGGCAGCUUUUCUCACACAGAAAAACAGAUUUUUGAGAAACUUUCUCAGGAAACUGGCAAGAGAAGAAACUGCUACAGCCAUUUACUCUGGAGACAAAAUUAAAGCAUUCCUUAUUGAGGGGAUGGAUAAGAAUUCUUUUGAGAAAAAAUAUAAUACCAUUGGAGUGAGUAUUUUUCGGACCCACCAGUUGUUCUGUCGAGAUGUCCUUCACCUGCAUCCUGGAGAAAUGGGGAUUGUCAGCAAUGGGAAAUUCUUAGGACCUUUAGAUGAAAAUUUCUGUGCAGAAGAUUUCUCCUUGUUGGAAAAGAUAACAUUUACUAAUUUAGCAGAAAAUAUUAAAGACAUUGUCGAAAAUAUGGCAAUCAGCUCAAAGAACAAGAGCGACCUUGUCAUGAAAGUCGAUGCCCUUGUGUCCUCGUUGCCUCUGCGUGCACCUCGUCACGAUGUCACAUUCCUAAAAGAGAACCACAGCGUCGUAAAGACGGACCCUCAGGAAGGUGACAUGUUCUUCGAUGUCGUCGCUGUCGUUGACCCGCUGACGAGAGAAGCGCAGAUGAUGUCGCAGUUACUGAUCGUGCUUGGAAAGAUCGUCAACAUGAAGUUGAAGCUGUUCAUGAACUGCAGGGGUGAGCGCUCAGAGGCCCCUUUGAAGAGUUUUUACCGAUUUGUUCUGGAACCAGAACUGACGUCAGUGGCUAAUGGCAUCAUUGAACCAGGAGCAAAAUUCUCGGACAUCCCCGAAUCGCCUCUCCUCACCCUCAACAUGAUCACCCCCGAAGGCUGGUUGGUUGAAACAGUGCGCAGCAACUGCGACCUUGACAACAUUUCCUUGAAGGACAUAGAGGAAACAGUUACGGCAGAAUACGAACUGGAACAUCUACUACUCGAAGGACACUGCUUUGACAUGGUGACGGAACAGCCUCCUCGGGGCCUCCAGUUCACACUCGGCACCAAAGGUCGACCCGUCGCAGCUGAUACCAUAGUGAUGGCCAACCUUGGAUAUUUUCAAUUAAAAGCAAACCCAGGUGUUUGGAUACUGAAAUUACGCCAUGGAAAAUCUGAAGAUAUUUAUCAAAUAGUUGGGCACGAAGGAGCGGACUCUCGGUCGGAGCUGGGCGAUGUUGUCGUCAUGGUGAACAGCCUCAGAAGCAAAAUACUGGAAGUGCAAGUGAAAAAAAAGCCAGACAAAAUUAAGGAAGAUAUCCUUACCGAUAAAGGUGAAAAAAAAGGAAUGUGGGACUCCAUUAAAAGUUUCACAAGAAGUUGGCAUAAAGAAAAAGAUGAAAAAGAAACAGACAUUCUGAAUAUUUUCUCAGUGGCUUCUGGACAUUUAUAUGAACGCUUUUUAAGAAUCAUGAUGCUGUCUGUCUUACGUAACACCCGGACACCCGUGAAGUUCUGGUUCCUAAAGAACUACCUCUCGCCGACAUUUAAAGAGGUCAUCCCACACAUGGCGCAGGAGUAUGGGUUCCAGUAUGAGCUGGUCCAGUACAAGUGGCCCCGCUGGCUCCGUCAGCAGACAGAGAAGCAAAGGAUCAUUUGGGGCUACAAAAUUCUUUUCCUCGAUGUCCUUUUUCCGCUGGCAGUGGACAAAAUCAUUUUUGUUGAUGCCGACCAGAUUGUGAGGCACGACCUGAAAGAGCUUCGCGACUUCGACCUGGACGGAGCCCCUUACGGGUAUACCCCGUUCUGUGACAGCCGCACCGACAUGGAUGGGUAUCGUUUCUGGAAAAAGGGGUAUUGGGCAGCCCAUCUUUUAAGAAGGAAAUACCACAUCAGUGCCCUGUACGUGGUGGACCUGCAGAGGUUCCGGAAGAUCGCGGCGGGGGACAGGCUGCGGGGCCAGUACCAGGCGCUCAGUCAGGACCCAGACAGUCUUUCAAACCUGGACCAGGAUCUUCCCAAUAAUAUGAUUUACCAAGUCGCCAUUAAGUCCCUGCCUCAGGAUUGGCUGUGGUGUGAGACCUGGUGUGAUGACGAAUCCAAACAAAGAGCCAAGACCAUCGACCUGUGCAACAAUCCCAAGACAAAAGAGCCCAAACUGAAGGCCGCAGCCAGGAUCGUCCCGGAGUGGGUGGAGUAUGAUGCGGAGAUCCGACGCCUGCUGGACCGCCUGCAAAUCAGGAAGCACGAACUUUUGACACAUGAUGAACUCUAGCAUUGGCCUUUGUGACAGAGAAGAUGGAAGAAUGGUGAGGACUCUGCCACCUGCUGGGAAAGUGUGGAACUACUGCUAAGACUUUUGGAAUUUCGUACAGGAUCAGUGACAUAUCCUUCAAUUUAAAAAAGUUAAUUAUUUAAAAAUACCUGUACUUAGUGUAUUGAGUAAGUUUAAGUUAUACAAGAAAUGACCGCUGAGUAUUUAAAAUUGGAUUACUCCUCUUUCCUGACUGCCUCAAACACUGUGUUUGCACCAGCUGAAGCGCCGUUCAGCCAGGUGGCCCCCCAAGGCCCCGUCUGACUCAUGGGGUUUGCCCGACCGUCCACAUCCUUGCGUGUGCCAGCGCUGGGUGCCCGUGUGUGUUCUUGUUCGCCAAAUGCAUUCCAAGUUGGAGAAGCAUUCUGGUUUAUCUUUUGAAAAAGGAAAAGGACUCACGGUUGUCUGUGAAUAAUAAAAAUAAAUUGGGCCCAUUUACACCUUAAUUGUGGCUGUAAACGGAAGGCAUC